Molecule: messenger RNA, 2238 nt
Organism: Drosophila yakuba
Lineage: Eukaryota; Metazoa; Arthropoda; Insecta; Diptera; Drosophilidae
Exons: 1
Coding region: 1-2124 (707 amino acids)
Source: RefSeq, a predicted model, not a curated record
AUGAAUAAGAGAAACGAACUUGGGCUAGGGCCCGGCUCCAGGCACCGCUCGUGGUUGCAGUCCUUCAUCAGGGAGGAACCCGAUUCCCAGAAGAACGAGAUGGAAAUAAAGUCCGACUCCACAACCCUUAAGUUCCGUAAGCACAACCAGCUGAAGGCGGUUUCCGAACGGGAUGGCAAGCAGGUAGUGGAGGAGAUCAUCCAGGACAUGUUCGACAAGAAGCGGGGUACCAUCACACUGUCUGAAUCGGACAGUUCGCUGCAGGAGGAUAUGCGAGAAUCCCUGAGCAUGGACCCUCGCCUGAAGCUGUGGUAUAACACGCUCCAGAACCGUGCGGCCGUGCAGGCGAAGAUCCAGAGGAAGCUCGGCCGCCGUCCCGACGAAAUGCUGAUCAACGCCGGCAGCACUGUAGCUCCCAGGGAUCGGGGUAACGUGGAGCGGCUGCUCGACCUUGCCGGCCGCAUGAAUCCCACCAGCUUGUUCCAAAAGAAACCUGCCACUCUUCCCGCCUUGUUUACCAGCCAAUGCCAACUUCUACCCGAGCUGCAGGAGACACUUCCACGCGCCGAGCAGUCCGGUCGGGCGGAGCUGGAGAUCACUGGCCUAACCCAUGCCACCAAGCAGGAGAUCCUGGGCAGGGCGUACCAACGGCCCGAGAUGCCCACACCGUGGCAGAAGUCGCGCGUGCUGGAGAAUCGUAUCGAGAACAAGAGCAGCGACAUAAGGCGCGUCAUCUCGUUCUUCCCGAAUCUGGACAGACUGGAGGUGGUGGGUGGCUCCGUGCAGCAGGAGUUUACCAACGGAGAACUUAAUCGGCUCGAGCGGGUGUCUUGUGACUCUAUUUACACCGUGAGCGGCACUUCUCAGUUAAUGCCCGACGAGGAGGAAAAAGUUGAGGAACACCACAAGGCAGAUCCUGACCCGGCAAAAAAUCAGGAAUCUGUCGUUUCCCGUGCAGCCGUUAUCAUCAACGGUACGCUCUAUAUGAACUCAGGAAAGCGCAUCUUUUUACCGGAGAUCGCGAACGUUUUUUUCGAGUGCCACCCGUUCCAGAACGUGGUCAAGGAGGUGGCUCGCGUGGAGAACGUCGGUGGCCAGGUGCUCACCUGCCAGUGGGCCACUGUGGACUGCAAGCGUGCCCCCAAAAGCCCUGCCCAGUGCCAGAUCUUCCUAAUGUCGCCGGCCAGCUUCACCGUUUUCCCAGGUGAGGUGCACGUGUGCCGAGCGCUGUACCGACCACGUGGAUGCUACCUGCUGAAGCAGCGCUAUGAGCUCCGCAUUUUCCCCAACGUAAUCGGCUCCGUGCGCGGUAUUUUCUUGGUCCGCCUGACGGGACGCUGCAUCCCGGCUCCGGAGUACACGGCCAAGCUUCGGCGGCACCAGCAACUGCUUACGGACAAGUCCAUGAAGAAAAUGGCCAAUGACCUGAACAAGUACCAGGCGUCCAUAGUGCCUCUCCUGCAUCCGCCCGAAGUAAUGUGUCCUUAUGAGCGGGUGUUGGACGAAAGGGAGGUGUUUAAUGUAGAGAAUCCUGGAUACAAGUGCGAGCGGUUUGACGACCUUGAGACAUUGAAAUCGCUAUACGAAACUCUUAAGAAACCAAGGGAGCCCGCUUGGGAUCUGCGACUGGAGACGGUUCGUAGGGUAAUCCUUCGGUUCCCGGACUCCAAUAAACGAAAGUUGUACUUCGCAAAACUAGUCAAAGUUCAGGAGGAACUUAAGCUGUGUAGAGGCAGUGAUUUCCUUACGCAUUUCAGUCAGCAUAACGAGAGGAUUCGUUCCAAGUUCAUCUAUGUGAAGGGGUGCAUAGGCAAUGGCAUCCAGGAGUGGGAGGAGAUGAUGGCAUCGAUGGAACUGAGUGGCUUCAGGCUGGAGAUAAGUCACUUUCGGCAACAAGAAGAAAAAGAAAAGACACCAUUGGAUGGGACCGAUGAUGACGGCAAAGGAUCGGAGGAAAAGCCAUGGAUGCAGCAGCUGCGUAAGGAGAACCCCUAUCAGUAUCUCCUGAAAAAACUGCGAUCGAGGAAAUCAUACAGGGACAGCCUCUACGUUCAGACAUACUCGCACCUUUGUGACAUGGCCGAAAACGUGGUUUCCGUUAUCGAAAGCACUAAGACCGCCUAAAGUAAACUGCUUUUUGCAGUUUGGUUUCAUGCUUAACGUCCAAAUUUAAUAUGGCUCAGAAAUAGUAAGAAGUUGCCAAAAGUCUCGCAAAGAAAUAAAGAAAAACUCCCCGGG